Messenger RNA from Penicillium malachiteum, 1182 nucleotides. RefSeq names its product Zn(II)2Cys6 transcription factor domain-containing protein. Lineage: Eukaryota; Fungi; Ascomycota; Eurotiomycetes; Eurotiales; Aspergillaceae. Gene Ontology annotation, molecular function: DNA-binding transcription activator activity, RNA polymerase II-specific; zinc ion binding. The transcript is spliced from 3 exons. Gene Ontology annotation, biological process: regulation of transcription by RNA polymerase II. The record is from RefSeq and is a predicted model, not a curated record. The coding region runs from base 1 to 1182 and encodes 393 amino acids.
AUGGGAAUUAAUGAAAUCAAAAGGCCCAACUGUGUUCGCAAAUCUCGAUAUGGCUGCCGCAACUGCAAACUGAGGAAGGUCAAGUGUGAUGAAGCCAGGCCGCAUUGCUUGAGAUGUCGGACCUACGGGGUCCAAUGUAAUUUUAAUUUAGAUACGAGUGAUCUCCAACCACUCAAAGAAAGAUGCGAUCGGUCAAGGAAACAGAUACAGCCUCACUGCACGCCCCUGCGUCCUACCAUUGAUAAUGCAAUCUGGGCGAGUGAUGGAAUGAGCUUUUUCAAACUGGAUCAGUAUGACUGGGAUCUUUUUAACCGAUUUCGUCAUCGGACCCUUUAUUCCCUUGGAGGGUCCGACAUUGUGCAAAUCUAUGAAGACCAUAUGCUAAAAGCCUCCUUUACAUGCCCCUUUCUGUUCCACGGCACAUUAGCCGUAGCAGCUGUCCAUGAUCGCUACCUGACGCUGUCUCCAACCCGCCGCUCAUUGCGAGAAUCAUACCACUGGUCCCAAUGCACAACACUCUUCAAAACAUGGCUCACCCAAAAGAUUGAAGAAGAGCACAAGGAUCCUAUCUGGACUACGACCGGUACUCUAAGUAUCCUCGCCUUUGCAUCAAUCAAUGCCGUUUCUACAGAUGACGCAUGGCCUCUAGGCUCACCAGACUCAUCUGAUCUAGAAUGGUUACGACUCGGAAGCGGAAAAAUCUCGUUAUGGAAUCUUGUGGAUCCGUUAAGACCAGAAAGUGCGUUUCGCGUCAUGAUUGAGACGUUGAUACGCAUGCGCACGCCCUUGCCUAUCAGAGGUACCGAGGGUGCAUCAAAAGAUCUAGCCCAGCUUUGUGAAUUGAAUGAGACUUCAACCCAGGCAAAUAAUGUCUAUUUUACUGUUGUGCAUAGCUUGUCUCGGGUUCUCGUCAUACCACAAGAGAAAAUCGCACUAGGUGACGCUCUUAUGGUUUCCAACUGCAUGCACAACAAAUUUGAGGAUCGCUUGCGGAAUAAGGACCCGGUCGCGCUCCUACUACUGUGUCUAUGGUAUGCUAAAGCUCGUCGGGUGAGAUGGUGGAUUGAUUUUCGUGCUAGAUUUGAACUUCCGGCUAUAUGCAAGUAUCUACAGCGAUAUCACAGUGGGAAUAUUCCUAUUCAAUCACUUAUCCCAUGGGGGGAAAUCAUGAAUGAUGUUUAG